Messenger RNA from Cannabis sativa, 2057 nucleotides. Its product is annotated as pentatricopeptide repeat-containing protein At2g20710, mitochondrial. The coding region runs from base 95 to 1756 and encodes 553 amino acids. The transcript is spliced from 3 exons. Gene Ontology annotation, molecular function: protein binding. The record is from RefSeq and is a predicted model, not a curated record. Lineage: Eukaryota; Viridiplantae; Streptophyta; Magnoliopsida; Rosales; Cannabaceae. Gene Ontology annotation, cellular component: mitochondrion.
CUCAGUUGUUUUUGGCUCAUCUCUGCCUAAAACCCCGAAAAACCUCAUUCUUCUUUCUCUUCUUCUUCUUCUUCUUCUUACUCAACACUGUCCAAUGGCGUCGGUUUCACCAGUUCUCCGACAAUGGACUCGUGAAGGACGACGAAUUGACAAGCAACAACUGGGUUGGUUGGUUCGAACCAUGAGGAACCAUUUACCAGAUCAUAUUCAGAUAUCUAUGUGGAUGACAGACAGUAGGUUCCUUACAAAAUCCUUUCAGUACUGUUCCGUGACGAGACCCUUUGGUGCUAACCUACGGUCUGCUCUUGCCAUUUCUAGGGUUAUCAAUACCCACUCCCUCUCCUACUCCACUGAAGCCAUAUCCUCAUCUUCGCCUUUGACUAACUCUCUGUACCAUCGGAUUUCACGGUUGGGUGAUCCCAAGAUUUCCAUGAUCCCAGUGCUCGAACAGUGGGUGGAAGAAGGUAGAGAUGUCAGGCAAUCUGAGCUCCAGAAAAUCAUCAAGCAACUCCGUAAAUACCGUCGCUAUACACAGGCUCUCCAGGUAUCAGAAUGGAUGAGUGAAGCAAACUUUGGGCCUUCAUCCGGAGACAUAGCUAUACGUUUGGAUUUGAUUUCAAAAGUUUAUGGCCUAGAGAGGGCAGAGGAGUACUUUUAUAGCAUCCCAGAGUCUUCCAGAAUUAAUAAGAUUCAUGGCUCUCUGUUAAAUUGUUAUGCUGAGAAUAAAUCCUUAGAAAAAGCAGAGGACCAUUUCCAGAAAAUGAAGGAGAUGGACUUCAUCGAAACUGCAUUGACUUAUAAUGUUAUGCUAAGCCUCUAUUCUCGGAUGGGCAAGCAUGAUAAACUAAAGAGUCUAAUACAAGAGAUGAAACAAAAUGGAAUCGAGUUUGACAAGUUCACAUUAAACAUUCAGUUGAAUGCUUGUGCUGUUACAUCAAACAUAGAAGAAAUGGAGAAGCUUUUACUGAUGAUGGAAACUGAUCAUCAAGCAGCGUUGGACUUCCAUUCUUAUUUCAUUGCUGCAAAUGGGUACCUGAAAGCUGGCUAUCCCGAAAAGGCGUGGAUGAAGCUUAGGAGAUCAGAGCAAGUGAUUGAUAACAAAGAAAAGAAGAUUGCUUAUGAACACCUCCUCACACUAUAUGCUGCUGCAGGGAGAAAGGAUGAAGUUUAUCGCGUUUGGAAUCUUUACAAGAACUUAGGGAGAGUCUAUAACUCUGGAUAUCUUUCCGUGUUAAGCUCGCUAGUGAAGCUUGAUGACAUUGAUGGGAUGGAGAAAAUCUUUGAGGAGUGGGAAUCUGUAAACACAUUAUUUGACAAUAGGAUUGCAAGUGUGCUGAUUAGUGCUUAUUGCAAGAAAGGUCUUUUGGAGAAAGCUUUUGUUAGUGUGGAACGGCUUUUUACAAGUAGUGGAAAGGAGCCUGAUGCCGGCUUAUGGCAGUGCCUUUCAACUCAAUGCUGUAUAGAUGGUGAGAUGGCAAAGGCAGUGGAAAGCAUGAGGAAAGCCAUUUUGACCGGUGGGCCAAGAUGGAAGGUAAACCGUACCACCUUUAGUGCAUGUCUUGAAUACUUGAAAAAUGAGGGGAACCUGAAAGGUGCACAUGAGAUUUUGGGGUUACUACACCAACGUGGUUUUUGCCCAGAUGAUAUCCGUAGUAGAUUAGAAGAAUACUUAAAUAGUGAUAUAAAUUCAGGGGCCCUUAAUGCAAUGCUAGGAGAUGAUAAGAAGGAAGAGAAUGAUGAUGCUAUAGAUCGAUAAAUGAAUAAGCGAAUUAAUGAGAAGAUGCUGUUAUAGUGAAUAACUAACAAGCACUGUAAUUAUAGUCAAUAUGAACACCAUAUGAUUGGUGUAAUCAGCUGUCACCACGGCAGUUGUUUUACUUAUUUCACUGUGGCUCUUUGUUACUUUGUUUUUCUUAAAACACUAGAAUGGGAGAUUGGAACUUGUAAUCGCAAGGACGGUUCUAGGCUAUGCUUAUGAUAUGACUACUACUACUACUACUGAUAAAUAGUAUGAUUUUACAUUCACAGCAAUUAAUUUAAAAGGCAGAUUUGUACCA